AUGAAGACCUCCGUUCCCUUGGCCGUUGCUCUAUUCGCACUCGGCGUUUGGUCCCAAGCCUGCGGCGUGAACGAGGUGCGGCAAGACUGCGGGCCGGUCUGCCAAGGCUGCGGAAACUUCCAAUGCCUCGCCAUCCGCUGCGGCGGCGGAUGCUGGUGCCGACCGGGCUUCCUCCGAGACAGCGCCGGCACCUGCAUUCCACGAGACCAGUGCCCAAAAGACAAAGUCAGCGAGCCAAGUUCGCAUUAG
Cordyceps fumosorosea ARSEF 2679 is the source of this 249-nucleotide messenger RNA. RefSeq names its product Protease inhibitor I8, cysteine-rich trypsin inhibitor-like protein. Lineage: Eukaryota; Fungi; Ascomycota; Sordariomycetes; Hypocreales; Cordycipitaceae. Bases 1 to 249 code for a protein of 82 amino acids. The record is from RefSeq and is a predicted model, not a curated record. The transcript is spliced from 3 exons.